GUUAGAGUCAACAUUGCAACUUUUUCUCGUUACAUUUCAACUGUUGGCUCUUUUUUAUUUUUCACUUUGUUUUGUUUUUUUUAAUAUCAUUUUUGACACUCCUGGUCUAAUGUGUCUUUUUGCAACUGGGAGCAUCAGUGCAGCACUUUUCAAGGUGAAGUGUUUUUAAUUCCUAUUAUAUUUGGUGCAACACAAGCUUUAGUGCCGUGCCAUAUGACAAUCUAUUCAUUAAACCAGCAUGUGACUCAGUGACACGCAACUUGUAAAAAUGACGGUUAAAAAGUUAGGAUUUUUUUUUUUUUUUUCACUGUCUCAUCUCGGAUCAGCAAGAGCUUGACUGCCACAACUCAGGAUGCGUUCACUUGCCCUCUUCUUUGUCGCCGUGUCCGUCACCUGGGCUGACCUUUCACCUCUCUCCCAGGAGAUGAUAAACACUAUCAACAAGGCCAACUCCACCUGGAAGGCAGGGCAGAACUUUCACAAGGUUGAUAUCAACUACGUGAAGGGGCUGUGUGGCACCAUCCUGAAUGCAGCCAAAGCCCCACAAAUAGUUCACGAUACUGAAGGCAUAAAACUUCCAGACAGCUUUGAUGCACGCCAGCAGUGGCCUAAGUGUGCUACUGUCAAGCAGAUCCGGGACCAGGGCUCUUGCGGGUCCUGCUGGGCCUUUGGGGCAGCUGAGGCCAUAUCUGACAGAUUAUGCAUCCAUAGCAGUGGGGAAAUCUCCGUGGAGAUCUCAGCGGAAGACCUUCUGUCCUGUUGUGAUGAAUGCGGGAUGGGGUGUUUUGGUGGCUUUCCCUCUGCUGCUUGGGACUUCUGGGUCCAGAAGGGCCUCGUGACCGGGGGCCUAUACGAUUCCAAAGCGGGCUGCCGUCCGUAUUCCCUGGCCCCGUGUGAGCAUCACGUCAACGGAACGCGUCCUCCAUGUCAGGGCGAACAGGAGACUCCCAAAUGUGUGGAGCAGUGCAUUGACGGCUACUCGCUUUCUUACCCAAAGGACAAGCACUUUGGAAGACGAGCGUAUAGCAUCUCUUCCGACCAGAAGCAGAUAAUGACGGAGAUUUACAAGAAUGGACCUGUGGAGGCUGCUUUCAGUGUUUAUGCAGAUUUUCUUCAGUACAAGACUGGUGUGUACCAGCAUGUGACAGGGGAGAUGCUGGGGGGUCAUGCCAUCAAGCUCCUCGGCUGGGGGCAGGAGAACGGGGCACCUUACUGGUUGGCAGCCAACUCCUGGAACGGUGACUGGGGAGACAAAGGUUUUUUCAAGAUCAAGCGUGGAAGUGAUGAAUGCGGUAUUGAGUCGGAGGUGGUGGCAGGAAUCCCACUCAAUUAGAUUUUUACAUCUUGGAAAUGACUAUUAAAAGACAAGCAUCACAAGUUUAAAGUUCAUUAAUUUAAGAAUAAAGUGUUGGACAUACAGUA
This is a messenger RNA of Nerophis lumbriciformis (worm pipefish), 1422 nucleotides long. The record is from RefSeq and is a predicted model, not a curated record. NCBI's taxonomy places the organism in Eukaryota, Metazoa, Chordata, Actinopteri, Syngnathiformes, Syngnathidae.